Messenger RNA from Lactuca sativa (garden lettuce), 1047 nucleotides. RefSeq lists its product as uncharacterized. The record is from RefSeq and is a predicted model, not a curated record. NCBI's taxonomy places the organism in Eukaryota, Viridiplantae, Streptophyta, Magnoliopsida, Asterales, Asteraceae.
AUGGUACAUGGAUGUACUCCGAGGUGGGAAGUUCAAACUCCUCAGAUUGAAGCUCAAUUGUCCGAGAUCACAAAAGUAGUAAUGAUGCUGGCCAAAGAAAAAGGUGUGCAACCCACACCCCGCCUAUGCGGUAUUUGCACUCAAGUGGGGCAUCCAACCAAUAUGUGCCCACAACUUCAAGAGGAAGAUUAUGAAGAAGAAAAAGUCAUGGGAGGCUAUUCCGGGUCAGAUCAGAGAGGUUAUGAGCAACCACGAGGUGAUCAGAGAUGGAACAAUAAUCAGGAUUGGGGAGGAAAUCAACAACCAAGGCAUCCACAACAACCACCUCCACAAGUAGGUUCUUCAAGCAUGUCACUAGAAGAUAUUGUCAAAAGCCUUGCUACAAGCACUCAAAGCUUCCAACAAGAAACCAAGGCAAGCAUAGAAAUCUUGGAGCAACAAGUGUCACAACUUGCUCAAUCCGUAAGUAAGAUGGAAUCACAAGGCAAGCUACCAUCUCAAACGGAGAAGAACCCGAAACACAAUGCUUGUGCCAUUACUUUAAGAGGUAGGAAAAGCUAUGAAGGUCCAAGGAUGCCAGAUGAAGAAGAGGAAGAUAAAGAGAUAGAGGUGGAAGAAGCUAUCAAAGAAGAGGAGGAGGAGCCCAUAGAGACCAAAGUGAAAGUCACACCAGCUCCAUUUCCUUCAAGGUUGGCCAGCACCAAAAGAGAACGGGAAGAUGAUGAAAUCAUGGCCAUGUUUCGAAAGGUUGAAAUCAAUAUCCCUCUUUUAGAUGCUAUUACACAGAUUCCAAGAUAUGCUAAGUUCCUCAAGGAACUUUUCCCAUCUAAGAAAAAGCUUAAAGGAAAUCAAACUGUGAAAGUUGGUGAAAAUGUUUCAGCUGUGUUACAAAAACGACUACCAAAAAAAUGCAAGGACCCGAGUGUUUUCACGGUUCCUUGUAAAAUGGGUAACAUUUUUGUACCACGUGCCAUGCUUGAUCUUGGAGCAUCAAUUAAUUUUUUACCCUAUUCAAGUUAUAAGACAAUGGGAAUUGGACCUUUAUAA